Molecule: messenger RNA, 4478 nt
Organism: Heterocephalus glaber (naked mole-rat)
Lineage: Eukaryota; Metazoa; Chordata; Mammalia; Rodentia; Bathyergidae
Gene: Mettl15
Product: methyltransferase 15, mitochondrial 12S rRNA N4-cytidine
Biological process (GO): rRNA base methylation
Molecular function (GO): rRNA (cytosine-N4-)-methyltransferase activity
Source: RefSeq, a predicted model, not a curated record
GGCCUCUGUUGCGGGCGGACGAGGGUCCGGUUCGUCCGUCCGUGCCAGGUUCCCCCACGUCUGGGACUGACUCGAGCGGGAAAUUUCAGGCACACCGGCAACACGGUGGUCAUCUCUGCCUCCAGUCAGAGGCCAGGAGAGAAAUCUUCGUGCCUCAGAUUUGUUGACGUACAGAAUGCUUCGAUACCCAUAUUUAUGUAGAUGUAUAUAUAAAGAGUGUUUUUCAUACUGGUUGGAAUCUGGCAUACUUAAUUUAGAUGCCUGGCAAAAAAAAUUACAUACUACAACAGGAAGAUGGAAUGAGUAUAAAACCCAAGCGCAAGCAGGUCAAACUGGAGCCCAGGAAUCGCACACAUCUCCAAAUAGAGAUUCUGACACCGUGGCUGAAUUGCAUAUUCCGGUGAUGGUGAAUGAAGUCGUUCGUUGUUUGGCACCACAAAAAGGGCAGGUUUUUCUAGAUAUGACAUUCGGUUCAGGAGGACACACAAAAGCCCUUCUCCAGGAGGAGCCGGAUAUUACUCUGUACGCCUUAGACAGAGACCCGACAGCUUGUGCGCUAGCCGAGCAGCUUUCAGAGCUAUAUCCGAAACAGAUCCGAGCUCUGCUAGGCCCGUUCAGCCAGGCCGAAGCCGUACUCCUGGAGGCUGGGGUGCAGCCGGGGACUUUGGAUGGGGCUCUGUUGGAUCUCGGGUGCUCCUCCAUGCAACUUGACACUCCUGAAAGAGGUUUUUCCCUUCGGAAGGACGGUCCCUUGGACAUGAGGAUGGAUGGUGGCAGGUAUCCCGACAUGCCCACCGCGGCUGACGUUGUGAACGCCUUAGACCGACAGGCGCUCGCAUCCAUCCUGAGAAGAUACGGGGAAGAGAAACACGCCAGGAAAAUCGCGUCAGCAAUCGUUCAGGCACGGAGCACAUACCCCAUCACCAGAACCCAGCAGCUUGCCAGCAUUGUAGCAGGUGCAUUUCCUCCUUCUGCUAUUUAUGCACGGAAAGACUUGCUACAACGAUCGACCCAUAUUGCUACCAAGACUUUCCAAGCUCUUCGUAUAUUUGUGAACAAUGAGCUCAAUGAACUCUACACAGGACUUAGGACAGCUCAGAAAUUUCUGAGACCUGGUGGUCGCCUUGUUGCUAUCUCCUUUCACUCAUUAGAGGAUCGCAUCGUCAAGAGAUUUUUGCUUGGGAUAAGCAUGAUGGAAAAGUUUAACCAAAGUGUCAGACAGAAGAUGGUGCAAACCUGGGGUUCAGAUCAUGAAAACAAAGGAGGAAUUGCUGUAAAAGCUCCUUUAAUGUGGGAAAUGAUACACAAGAAGGUACUUACCCCCAAAGAUCAGGACAUACACGAUAACCCCAGAGCACGGUCAGCCAAGCUGAGAGCAGCUAUCAAAUUGUGAGAAACUUAACAUAAUAUGAUCAUCACAUUUUCCUUCAGUAAUAUUCCUGAACACCAUAAUAUAAAGUGUGGGACAGUGUGGAAAUUGAUGGUAUCUAGUAUUAUUUUUUUCUCAGAAAAAAAUUGUAAGAAAACUUAGCAUGACAGUAGAUUUCAAGUGGGAAGCAGCAGCAUCUCCAGACUGGGAAAAUUCAUUUGUCUUUGUAUAAUAUUUGACUUUUGAGACACAAUCUUUACCCAGUAAGUAAAUAAUAAAGAAUUAUAUUUUGUAUUUAUCUAAAUAUGUAAACUCAGGUUGUCAAAGAUGAAGAAAUUAUAACCAUAUCUGCAUGCCCUAAAUUCUGAAUUUAGAUGUUUACAUUUGCAAGACUUUCUAUGGCUCAAAAAAUUAGUGAUGGUCAUGAAAUGAAUUUUAAUUUCCCUAGUUGUGAAUAAUUAAUUGGUACAAAUUUCUCAAAUACAGGUGUUUUACAAAUUUUACUUUCCAAAUAUCAUUUUAAAAUGCAUUAUACUGAUGGAUUUCACUGUUGAAAUUAUAGUUCCUUAUUUUACUGGGAUUUUUCAUUAUGAAAUGAGCUAAUUUUUUAUGUAUCACAAAGUAAAAAAAUGUAGAAUUACCCUAACAGCCAUCAUAGAGAAUUGUUUUAUGGAACUUACAUUUAAUGUCAAUUGUGUCUAUUUUAAUAACAACUCAGAAAACCUUUAGUAAAUAAUAUAAUCUCUUGUUUGAAUCCUGCAUUUUUAAUUGAACUAUUCAAAAGAAUUCAGAGUCUAUUUGAAGUAGAAAACUAUCUGAUUUAUUCAGUAUAUUAAAAUUAAUGUUCCUUUCAUGUUUUUACUUAAGUAUAGUAGCUGUAAUCAAGAGAAAAUCCUUAUUCAGGAUAAAUCUUCUUGGUAGAGAACUCUUUAAAAAAUUGAUGACAUUGAUUCAUAAUUCCAGUGCUAAGUUUUUAUAUGUAAGUAUGCGUUUCCAAUUUAUUCAUUCUUGAGCAAGUACUGAAUUUGUCAUUAGAGAAACCUAGGUACUUAUAGAACACACGGGCCAUAGUACCUGUCCUAUGGAGCCCACAGUCCUGUGGAGGAGGAGGAUAUUUUUUCCACAGUCACAAAAACCAGUGUAAAAUGGACACAGUGGUAAAUGCUGCAAAGAAGUAGCAUUCAGAAGUACCAAAAUGGUGCAUUUGGAGCAUCUAAUAGGGAUCUGAUCUAUUGAAGGAAACUAAAUCUGACAACAUAAUACUCUUGAAUUGCAACUUGAAGGAUGGGUAGGGGAUAAUGGUAGAGCUCAUGGGGUGGGGAGGGGACAUGGUGAUUAAAGACACAUGUAAAUGAAUAUUCUCACCAGUAGUUAUCCUUGAAAUAUUAUUUGCACUCUUAAUUUGCUGCAGGAAAAAUUCAUAUUUUCAAUUAUGUUGACAAAUUGGGAAUCCAAGUGAGUAAUAUAUGUGUGUGUGUGUGUGUAUAUAUAUAUAUAUAUAUAUAUAUGUAAAAUAGAUAAGAAUUAAAUAUAUGACUUUACCUCAGAUUUAUUUUACUUGCUCUGUAAUAUUUAACUUUAAUUCCCGAACUUCUUUGGUGCUAUUACUUUACAGAUUGUAUACUUAAGUCUGAACAAUCUUGCAGUGAAAUCAGAACGAGAAAGACUCCUUUUAAACAGUAUGCUCCAAACAGAAAGAAGAGAAUCUAAUGAGAUUAGUCUCCUGACUCCUACCCAAAAACUUUCCUAAGCUUCUCUUCAUAGGUAUAACAUUUUGUGAAUGAGAAAGAUCCCCUAAUUUAAGUUCCCAUCUGAGAAUCUGAUUAGAAAAUAACACGGCACACUCAUCUUAAACAACGAUUCCCCUGUUUCAUCAUUCUUUUUUAUUAGUCCAUGUUUGCAGAUCAAAAUAUCUACAUUCCUCCUGUGGAGUUGGUCCAUGUACAUAACACAUCUCGGUUCCUCUUUUCACCCCCCAUCCAAUAUAGUUAGUAUGGAAACUAUUCUCUUUCAUGUUAAAUGGAAAUUCAUCAUGGGUUGGACGGUGUUGACACCUCUCUGAACUUCAGAAUGCAGCGUUCAUUGGAAAUCCAGUCGUUUCAGGUGUAAGUAGUUAAGCUGAGGCCCGGCUGGAGCAGAGCAGGCCUUUCAUCGAUAGAACUGGUGUCUGAGAAAAGACAGAGACACAGGGGAGAAUGCCUGGCAGGGCAGGAGGCGGACAUCGGAGUGAGAAGUCUGCAAGCAAAGGGACAUGGAGGAUCUUGGGGAGCCCCUGGAAAGAGGAGAGGAGCGUGGAGCAGAUGAUUCUCCUCAGCGUCUCCAGGAGGAGCCUCCCCUGGUGACUCCCGAACUUGGGAUCCUCACCUCUAGAGCACUGAAAGAAUACAUUCCUACUACUGUAAGCAACCCUGGGUUUCCGGUAAUUUUUGACUUCAACUCUAGGAAACUGAUACUCUGAGAGAUAAAAGUCUUGAGUCAUAUGCAUGAGAAAAAGCCUUCAGUAAACACGAAAUUGGUUUCAAAAUGUUUUAUUGCAAAACUAUCUUAACCCUUUUCGGUGACUGGUCUUUUUUGUUGGGCACGCAAUACACAAGUGAGUUUUACACAGUUAACUGGAAAAAUUCAAACAAUACAAAUAGAAAUUGUUCCUGAUUGUUCCAGUGAAUAUAUAGCGCUUUGCUAAUGAAAUACUUGUGAAUCUCUGUGUUGAGCACUUUAAUGAGUGAUUUUAGCAUAGCACCAAUGUUAUGUAGUACACAGUUCACAGAUCUUGGUUCACCAAUUUAAAAAAUUAAAUAAGUCUGCAAUUGUUAGUUGCUAUUCCUAUUUUGAUGGUUUGUUUUUGUUUUUGAGACAGGAUCUCACUGUGUAUUUCAGGCUGGCCUUCAACUCACUGUGUAACCCAGGCUAGCUUCAAACUUGCAGUGCUCCUCUUGCAAGCAGUGCCUUCUGAGUGCUGGGCUUACAGGCGUGUGCCACCAUGUCCAUUCUGUUUUGUCUUAAAAGUUGGAUAUUAGUUACUAUAUUCUCACCGAAGUUUAUAGCAUUCUUAAGAAAUUUUAAUCAUAUCUGUAUCUGUUCCAUGUAAUAUACAUAAUUUAUACCUCAA